AUGGCGGAUGAUUUAGACAAAUUCAUUGAAGAUCAGAAGGCCAAGUUGGCACAAGAUAAGGCAGAACUUGAAAAUGAUCCACCUUACAUGGAAAUGAGGAAUAAGGAAUCGGAGAAGCUUUUUGAGACUAGCAAAAUGUUAAUCUCCAUGGCUAAAGAAAAUAUACCUCCAAAUAGUCAACAGAACUAUCCUUUAGGUGACUGUGGCUUGAGUUUACCUCUUGGAGAAGAAUAUGAACGAAAAAAACAUAAACUCAAAGAGGAACUUCGACAAGAUUAUAGGCGAUAUCUUUCUCAGGGUAUUUCACAGGCAAAAAGAAAGAAAAAUUAUCUGACUACUGGUGAAGUAGAUCCAUAUACUCAGGGAUUAUCUCUUCCUAUUGAUGAGCGAAGAUCUGCCAAGGAGAAACUACGGCUUGAAAGAAACAAGGAGUACAAUCAAUAUCUCAGGGAUAAAGAAGAAUGGAAUGAAAGGCUAAGGAAAUUAGGGAAGAAAAACACAGAGAAUGAGAUGGGCAGGAAUAAAAAAACUAUUGCUGUUACCACGCUCCAGCCAGAACGACAAACAGAAGUACAGCCCUGUAAUACAGGUGCAGAACAUCCCAGGAAGGAUGCCUUUACUUCUACAGAAGGUUAUGAGGAGCUGCUAAAUAAGAGAUGUCUGGAGGAAGACAGGUAUCAUAGGUUAGAUGAUGAGGUUGAAUUAAGAAGUCGACUAUUAAAUAAAAGACUUGAUGAAGAUUUGGAUGUUCCCAAUCGAAGACAUCGUGGAUUUGCUAGCCAAUCUGUAAUUCCUAUUAGGAAGCAUCACAGACUUGAUGAGGAUUGUGAUUUUGGUAGAAGAUACUACAGAACGGACCAUGAUCCUGAGAUAAGUGAAGAAAUGGACGUUAGAUUUAGAUGUGAAAGCUCUUAUGACAGAAAAACUCCGGGCGUUUUUUAUGCUGAAAGGCCCUUUCUGGAUGGAAUAGUAAGAGAUCUACCUGCAGAUUAUGAAGACGACUUAAAGGAGAGAGCACAUCUGCAGCAGAUCUCAAGAACUGGAAAUUCUAGAAAUCAGGUACAAAUUAGUUCUUCAGCUAAUGAACAGGCCAAGGCUGCAGCUGAAACGCCCUAUGGGACAGGCCUUGUUCUUGGUGGUCAGGACCGAGAACUUCUCCAAAGGAAAAAAGAGAAAUACAGGCAAGAACUAAUAGAACAGAUGGCUGAGCAACAGCGAAAUAAGAGACGUGAGAAGGAACUUGACCUCUCAGUUGCUGCUUCUGGAGCUCGAGACCCAGAAAAAAAUCCAAAUAGACUGAAGCAGUUUGGCUUGACAGCGAGAGCUUCUGAAGAGAAAGUACCUCCUGAAAGGCCUAGGGUGGCUUUCCAAACUCCGGUGCCUGUCUCUUCAGCCUCUCCAGUGAAUGAAGACUUUCACAGGGGGCUAGCCAGCACUCUUGGUGAAAUAGCAGCGCCCAGGCUUGCACCGAUGCCACCGCCUCCACCUCCAGUUUUGACAGACAACUAUAGAACACCUUAUGAUGAUGCGUAUUACUUUUAUGGGGUUAGGAAUCCUUUGGAUCCCAAUCUUGCAUAUUAUGGUUCAGGUAUGAUGGGAAUGCAACCCACACCUAAUCUGGAUCCUCCUUUAGGCCAAGCCCCAGUAGAACAAUCUGUAAGUAACACUGGACAGAGGAAUACAGGAGACAGACAAAGAAGCAUAGGAGUAUUUUCUGAAGAAAAAACAAAGCCUUCCAAAGAGGCAACGUUAUCUUAUCAACAAGAAUUACAACAGCAGAUAAGAGAGAGAGAGGAACGACGCAGACAAGAGAGAGAGGAGAAGGAACGCUAUGAAGCCAAGUUAGAAGCAGAAAUGAGGAAUUAUAAUCCCUGGGGAAAAGGUGGUGGUGGUGCUCCUCUCAGAGAUGCAAAAGGAAAUCUGAUAAGUUUUACAUUUGCACAGACUUCUCCUUUUGCUCGAGGUAAUGUGUUCGGUGAACCACCAUCUCCACAGCAUCUUAAACGACAAGAGUCAUACAAGAACUUUCUUCGUCUACAGAUUGAAGAGAAGAGACGCAGGGAAGAAGCAGAGCGAGAAAAACUUAGAAUAGAAGAAGAAAAAGAAGAAAAACGACUAGCUGAACAGAGGAUGAGAAUUCAAAAAGCAUAUGAAGAUGAACAAGAAGAGAGAAGAAAGAAAGAGGAGGAGCGAAGACUGAAAAAUAAAGAAAUAAUUCGAUUAGAUGAAGAGAGGCAAAAAGAAGCAGCAAAAAGAAGAAAAGAAAAAGAAGAAAAGCAAGAUGAACAACUUAGAAAAUAUUUUGAGAAAGAAAAGAUGGAAGAGGAAAAGAAGAUGUUUUCAAGGCAGCCUUCACCCAUCAUUACUGCUCUUCAGAACAAAUCAGUAAGAAAAGAAGAAAGGAUCCCCUCUGCUGAGAGCCAUAUAUCUUACUAUCCACAAGAUCCUCCACCACCAAGGGUUCCUUCUCCACCUGUCCCUGCUAGAAGAAAUCAGUUGCGUGCCUUUGAGGAAAGAAAGAAUGUGAUAAAUGAAUUAUCAGAGAUGAGGAAACAACUUCGUAGUGAAGAGAGGCGACUGCAGGAACAGUUGCUAAAUGUGGCCAGUGAUGAUGAUGUACCGAUUACACGGAGAGAGAAGAAUCCAAAGGACAUAUUUGAGAUGGCCAGGCUUCGUCUGCAGGCUCCAGUAAGGCGACCUUCAUCAAAGGAGGCACAAGAUCCUGUCAAUAUACAGAAUAUCUGGGAAUUUAAUGAACUUAAAUACAAAGAUUCUGAAACACGUAUGGGCUUGAGGCACAUGUAUCCUGAUCCUCCAAGAGAUGAUCAGACUCUAGAAAUCCAACAGCAGGCGCUGUUGAGGGAGCAGCAGAAGAAACUUGACAGAAUGAGAAUGAGGAGAGAAACAGAAGCUGAUUUAAAUACUGUGUCUUGCACAGACUUGAAGAAAGGAAUUGCACUUAAGAAUGAAUCUAAUGAAUUCUUGAAAAAUUCCCUGUUGGAAUCAGAUAGCGCUUUUAUCGGUGAGUUUAUACCUCCCCUUAACCAUGUUAUGAGUGCUAAUGGGGAAACAUUUCCUGCCUUAGGAGAAGUUGAUUUAUCACCACAGCUUCCACCUUCUGCAAGGGAGAGGAGACGAAUAAAGCAGAAAGCUUUGGAGUGUGCUGAGGAUGUACCACCAGGCCAGACACCGUUGCUGCAGCCUGACAGCUUUUCUUUGCACUCAAGCUUCAGUCUCGAUGCUGAUCAGUUGAAAGGCAAGAAUGAAGAACGAUUGCGCAGACUGACUGAGCUCCAGCAGAAAUCUGCUUACUUAG
Phaethon lepturus (White-tailed tropicbird) is the source of this 3316-nucleotide messenger RNA. It is a transcript of the gene CSPP1, whose product is annotated as centrosome and spindle pole associated protein 1. The transcript has 29 exons. The record is from RefSeq and is a predicted model, not a curated record. The annotation marks the transcript as partial. Gene Ontology annotation, biological process: positive regulation of cytokinesis. Lineage: Eukaryota; Metazoa; Chordata; Aves; Phaethontiformes; Phaethontidae. Gene Ontology annotation, cellular component: microtubule; centrosome; spindle pole.